This is a messenger RNA of Mangifera indica (mango), 1829 nucleotides long. Its product is annotated as squamosa promoter-binding-like protein 9. The record is from RefSeq and is a predicted model, not a curated record. Gene Ontology annotation, cellular component: nucleus. The transcript has 3 exons. Gene Ontology annotation, molecular function: DNA binding. Lineage: Eukaryota; Viridiplantae; Streptophyta; Magnoliopsida; Sapindales; Anacardiaceae. Bases 362 to 1522 code for a protein of 386 amino acids.
AUUUUCCCAACAACCAACAAAGUACAUUCUUUCUUUCUCUUUCUUCAGCUUUUCUCCUCCAUUAUUUGAUUUUUCUCUCUCUUUUUUUAUUCUGACAGCCAAACCAAACUCUCUCUCUCUCUCUCUCCACACAGUGUACUACAUUUCUCUCGCUGGCAUGGGCCAUUAUUAUCAGCGUCAGGUGUCUGCUUUGCUAGCUUUUCACUCGCCUCUCCUCUCCACUUCCUUUUACUAUUCUUAGAACUAAACUAAAUUCGGUCCAUAUCUUUCACUUUUCUCUUUCUCUUUUCCUCUCAACAAACGUUCUUCUGUCGUCAUCAUGACCCAAAACACCACCAUGAAUGUACUAUAGACCUCACUUAUGGAACCGGGUUCAGGCUCUUUUUCUGACUCAGGUGCUGUCGGUGGUCCUGGUGGUAGUGGUUCUUCAUCUUCCCCUCCUAACUCCUCAACUGAGUCGCUUAAUGGUCUUAAGUUUGGUCAAAAAAUCUAUUUUGAGGAUGCCGGCAGUGCUUCCGGGGCUCCAGGUAAACCAUGUUCUUCAUCCGGGUCCGGGUCAGGGAAGAAAGUGAGAAGUGGUGGUGGUGGAGCUUUGCAAAGUGGGCAGCCACCAAGGUGCCAGGUCGAGGGCUGUAAAGUGGAUCUAAGCGAUGCUAAGGCUUACUAUUCUAGGCAUAAAGUUUGUGGCAUGCAUUCAAAGUCUCCUAUGGUCAUUGUUGCAGGUCUUGAGCAAAGGUUUUGCCAACAAUGUAGCAGAUUUCAUCAGCUUGCUGAAUUUGACCAAGGAAAAAGAAGCUGCCGCAGGCGCCUGGCAGGCCAUAAUGAGCGCCGGAGGAAGCCACCACCUGGAUCAUUGUUAGCCACUCGCUAUGGCAGGAUCUCUUCGUCUGUCUUUGAAAGCAGCGGCAGAGGUGGAGGAUUUCUUGUCAACUUCAGUGCAUACCCAAGAACUGGUGCUAGUGAUGCAUGGCCAUUGACAAGACUGCCUGACCGGCUGCCUGGGAAUCAAAGCACUGCAACAGCAAGACAUCUUCCACAUCCACCAUGGCAGAAUCAUUCUCCAAAUCCCACAUCUGAUCUUUUCUUACAAGGUCCAACAGAUGGGACUGGUUUUUCCGGUCCUGGAAUCACUUCAGGGGAUUGCUUCACAGGAGUUGCUGACUCAAGCUGUGCUCUCUCUCUUCUGUCAAAUCAACCAUGGGGCUCUAGACACCGUGUACCGGGUCUUGGAGUGAGUGACUUGAUGCAUGCACAAGGUGCAUCCAUAAAUCAGCCUACGUCGCCUCAUGGUACGGCUGUUAAUCCAUAUCCAAAUAUAUCUUGGGGUUUCAAGGGCAACGAAGCCAGUAGCAGUUUGCAGCUGGUGCCCCCUCAUCUUGGUUUGGGACAAAUUUCACAGCCUGUUAACAGUCAACUUUCUGGCGAACUCGAGUCGUCUCAGCUAAAUCAGAGGCAAUACAUGGAACUUGACAACUCCAGGGAUUAUGAUGACGCUACACAGCAGAUGCACUGGUCACUUUAAGUGCCCCCAUUUGAUCCCAGUUCUUAUGGAACAUGAACAACCAGGACUUGUGACCACUCUUGUUAGUAAAUGCACUGAUUUUCUGUCUGGUCUUAUGAAUUAGAAUAAUCUUUUGCAAACAAUACAGCAGGUGACCUUGUCUUUUGUUUUUUUGGUUAAGAUACAACCAAACUGACUGUAGGUUUGUGUCUUUUUAAGGUUGUGAAAUCUGAUGUACUGAUAAAACACCUGUGUUUAAGUCUUGUUCUAAGCUACUAGCAAUUAGCUAGUGUUCGUGAAGUAACAAGUAGCUGGUGUUGGGCUAAAA